Acipenser ruthenus (sterlet) is the source of this 6170-nucleotide messenger RNA. Its product is annotated as neutral amino acid transporter A-like. The record is from RefSeq and is a predicted model, not a curated record. NCBI's taxonomy places the organism in Eukaryota, Metazoa, Chordata, Actinopteri, Acipenseriformes, Acipenseridae. Gene Ontology annotation, biological process: L-serine transport; L-glutamate transmembrane transport. Gene Ontology annotation, cellular component: plasma membrane. The transcript has 8 exons. The coding region runs from base 296 to 1906 and encodes 536 amino acids. Gene Ontology annotation, molecular function: L-threonine transmembrane transporter activity; symporter activity; L-aspartate transmembrane transporter activity.
AUCCUAUAUGAUUUGAAAUGAAACGAAAGAAUGAAUUUGUGCUUCAGUUGCAUCAUUCGCGCUGCGGAGGAAACGAGCAUAUUUCUCCACCCACUUGCUGUGGAACUUUGUGCCACUGCACUCAGACAGCACUUUGCGCUCCGGAGCACAUUUCAGCCAGUCUUAUCAGACAGCGUAGAGCACCAGGCUUUAGUCCAUAUCCUCUCGUCACAUUUUCUACCGUUAUCAGUACUAAAAAAAUAAAUAAAUAAAUAACGAAAUAUAAUUCUACGGAUAUAUUAUUAACCUGCUUGAAAUGGAGAAAACAAACGAAAUUAACGGACACGCUGGCAAUCACACCGAAUGCACCAUUCCUGCUGCCGAGGUAGAUCAAGUUUCAAACAAAAAUUGGCAACUAACCGCUCAGGAGAAGUUCGCUAAUUUUUUUAAAAGAAAUCUUUUGGUCAUAUUGACCGUGUCUGGCGUCCUAGUCGGUGUUGGCAUCGGCAUGGCAGUCAGGAACAUGAACCUCACCCGAGCGCAAAUGACUUAUUUUGCCUUCCCUGGUGAGAUGCUCCUGAGGAUGUUGAAAAUGAUUAUUCUUCCACUAGUCGUGUGCAGUUUGAUUUCAGGUGCUGCCAGCCUGGACACCAGAUCCUUAGGAAAACUAGGUGGAAUUGCCAUCGCUUACUUUUUGGUGACAACGCUUAUAGCUUCUGGCAUAGCAAUAGCCCUUGCCUUCAUUAUCAAACCUGGAGUUGGUGCUGGUGCGCUGAAUACGAACAGUCUAAGAUUAACUGGCACAGUAACCAACAGCAAAGAGCCGGUCGACUCCUUUUUAGAUCUUGCAAGAAACCUGUUUCCUGCUAACCUUGUUGCUGCAGCCUUUCGAUCGUAUGCAACCGACUACAAGACUGUCACGACUGGAAAUGCAACUGCUGGAAAUCUUACCUAUGAAAAGAUACCCACUGGCUCAGAGAUAGAUGGCAUGAAUAUCCUGGGCCUAGUCCUGUUUGCCAUUGUGUUUGGAAUAGCUCUAAGAAAACUUGGACCCGAAGGGGAAGAAUUAAUAAAAUUGUUCAACUCUUUUAAUGAAGCGACAAUGGUCCUUGUAUCUUGGAUCAUGUGGUACGUGCCCAUUGGUAUUAUGUUCCUAGUUGGCAGCAAAAUCGUGGAGAUCGAAGAUGUAGUCCUCCUUAUCACUAGUCUGGGAAAGUAUAUAUUUGCAUCGAUACUGGGGCAUCUUAUCCAUGGAGGAAUAGUUCUGCCUCUUAUCUACUUUGGAUUUACUCGAAAAAAUCCCUUCAGCUUUCUCUCAGGGCUCAUCACACCUUUUACAACUGCUUUUGCCACAUGCUCCAGUUCUGCUACUCUUCCUUCCAUGAUCAAGUGCAUUGAGGAUAAUAACGGUGUUGACAAGAGGAUCAGCCGCUUCAUCCUGCCCAUUGGCGCCACGGUCAACAUGGAUGGGGCUGCCAUUUUCCAGUGCAUUGCUGCCGUCUUCAUUGCCCAGUUAAACAACGUCGAGCUAAAUGCCGGGCAGAUCUUUACCAUUCUUGUUACUGCAACAGCCUCCAGUGUAGGAGCUGCAGGGAUCCCGGCUGGAGGGAUCAUCACUAUUGCAAUCAUACUGGAGGCCAUUGGCCUGCCAACCAAUGACCUGUCUCUCAUGUUAGCCGUCGACUGGAUUGUAGACCGGACGACUACUGUAGUAAAUGUAGAAGGAGAUGCCUUGGGUGCAGGAAUCCUCCACCACAUCAACCAAAAGGAAAUGAAGAAGCAGCAAACCGAGCUGGAGACUGUGCGAGUGGAAGCCGUACCCAACAUCAAGUCAGAGGAGGAGACGUCUCCACUGGUCACACACCAGAACAUGGGGGUCAUGCCUUUCAGAAAGGGAGACUUGGAGUCACAAGAGUCUGUACUAUGAAAUUUGAACCGCUCCCCUUAACAUCAGACAAAUGCUGUGUGACUGACAUCGGACGGACACCAUUUUAUAUGUUUUUUUCAUCCCCGUUUAAAAGGUUACAAAGAUGUAUUUCUGCCCACCUGGCAGAUUUUUUUUUUUUCUCCUGCACCUUUACAAAUUACGUGCUGUGGCCAUGUAGGUAAUAAUGGUAAACAUCCCUGUGUUCACAGAUGUAUGUGAACAAUCAGUAUGACGGGUUUUACAGUGAAUGCUGGUAGUAUAAGCAGGGCUUUUUUUUGGUCUAUUUUCCAUUUGGAAUAGUAAGAGUUAGCCUUGGGUUAUGCUCCAGUGCAGUUUGUUCUAGUUUUUCCAAUCUUCUAAAGUGAUUUCUCUUUUCACAUCUGGUAUGUGCUUGAUGUUGUGAUAAGCAAUAAAAGAAGCAGCGAAAGAGAAGUUGCGGGCUUCUUGCUUUCGAGUCCAGAUAAGUGUAGUUUAUUGAAGAUAAAAGUUCUGAGUUGCAAAGUUGCAACCAGGCAUCUUAACGGUUACAUGGUGACAACAGUUUGCAGGUAUCCUCUCUCCAAGCACGGAUCAGAGCAAUACAAAGAACAUUAAGCAUUUCCCAGUUUAAAUGUGGUUUCUUGUGACAUCAUGUUUUUCCUUAAACCCAAUCACAAGAGAACACAUUUACAAGUAUUUACAAUCCUUACAUCAAAAGAUUCACAUCCUACAUGGUCUGUGCAUCUAAUUUCAAAUGCUAUCUUGUCCUUCUUCCUAAAUGGAGGCCUAUUUUCUUAAAUCUUUGAUGGGAGGAAAGAGAGAGAUAGCUUCCUGGAGUUCUUUGAAGUUUCCAUCAUGAGAGACACCUAUUGUGUCAGAGGUGUCACCUCUCUGGUACACCUCUUACAGGAGACAAUAGUCAUAAUAACUGGUUGAGUUCUCAUGGAAGUAGCUCUCACAGAUCUCCAUUUGUCUGUCUUUCCCACGAUUAACAACAUUACUUUAUUCUAUACUAAAUCUAAAGUCUAAUCAAUGUACUUAUUUCUAAAUAAAUGUAUUCCUACACUUGAUUUCACACAGACUUGCUCUGGAAAUUGUUCCAAGCCUGAACCAAGUAAAAGGAAACCAAACACCAGGUACAUUUCAUCAGUACACAAAGUAAACCACGACCACAUUUUAUAAACUGAAAAGGUGUUAUCUUUACCUCCAGUACAAUGUUUGCAUUGAAAAAGGAAACCACUAGAAAGUAAACACCACUACAGUAUUUCAUUUUUUUUUUUCUUUGAGCGGUUGUUUGUUUUUUGGUGGGGUAUCUUCUCCUUUCCUGGGGAGGGGACAGGCCCCUUUGAAUUUUUGUUUUUUUAAAUAGGGUAUUAAAGCUGAGUCAGUCUGGUCUGGAUAGCAGGCGUGAACAGGUUCUUAGAAGCUCAGUGUUAAUGGUGAGUGCUAAUCAUGGCUUAACAUUAACUCUGUCAUUGGAAUUAUCUUCAGACCCCCAAUUUAUGUGAUGAAUAUCGUAACAUGUGACAUGUUACCAGGAGAAAGUGUAAACUGCAUUUUAUUUUUAAAAUAUGCAUAUAAUAAUAAUCAGCAAUCAUUAUGUUCGUAAGAAAGGUAAUAUGAUUGAUUUUAAAGCCUUAAUUGUCACUCCUUAAAAAAGGUACUGAUACGGUAUGUGUACUGAAUAUGAUCAGUGUUGCACAGAAUAAUUUUGGAUCAAACACAGAAGGCUUCUGCGUUCAUAGUUGUUGGUAAUAUAAACAUGUAUAAUAUGUAGUAGACCCUUUUAUUGAUGUGAUACAGCCACCUGAGAUUUCUUACGAGUCCCUUAUCAUUUUAAUGUAUUUUUCCAGACUUUUUGCACUUUGAAUUAGAUGAAGUCCAAUCCUGCCACAACUUUGUAGAUUAAAUACCUGUGGGGAGUUAUUAGGAAAGCACCUGACUCUUCCAGUGUGCAGGACAGGGAUGUUUAGGUUACAGGCAUACAGUAGUUGCACAGGGAGUGCACCAACAAUGUGGCUGGAUAAAUGGGUUUCACCAAAGUCAAAGUGAAAAUAAAGUCUGUAAAGCUAAAAGUCUACAAAAGAAUGAUAGGGACUAUCAAGAAAGGUGUCAGGUAAGAAAAAUAUUUUAGAACUUUGGUUAUGAAACUAUUAAUAAGUGGACAUGUCCUUAUUAAGCUUCAAAUGUGGGGGGCGGGGUCUACAGAAAAGCUGUCUAUCUUGUAUUUAUACACAAUAUUUCUCAGUGCUGUGUUGAAUACGUGUUAUAAUAUAUGAAUUAUAUAUACCACAACUAAUAAAGAUGAAAGAAAAGAAAAUGCAGCUUUCAUUAUCUCUAUUAUUUUGUUCUUGUGCAAAUAAUAAUAGGUCCAGUAGGUGGUGCUAUUUUUCGAGAAAUAUUACACUAUGUAACACAAUUUUUGUUCCUGGGUAAUAAGUGUUAUUUCCUAAUUGCUUAUGCCUCAAAAGUAUAGAAAAUGGCUAUUAUUCCCCACAAACUUUGCUUUUGUGACCAGGACAGUGAUAUUUUGAAAUGUACCUAUUUCCAAUGAGAAAACGGGCGAAUUUGUGUCUUUUCGUUCACAUAAAGUCAGAAAAAAACAUAUAAAUCCAAAUUAACAUGUAUUUAUACAAAAGUAAUACAAAAAUGACUACAAAAGAUUUAGAAGUGAGUAGUUUUUUGAGAUUUACGAUUAUAUUGUAAAUCACUUUCACGAAUCAGCCGCCAAAUGUAGUCUCCCAUCAUGUUCUUGUUAUACUGUCCUUGGUAGUGGCGUUCAAAGUCCAGUAUAUCCUGGUGGAAGCGCUCGCCUUGCUCCUCCGAGUACGCUCCCAUGUUCUUCUUGAAUUUAUCAAGAUGAGCAUCAAGGAUAUGGACUUUGAGGGACAUCCUACAGCCCAUUGUGCCGUCUUCUUCACCAGUCUUAACCAGCUCCACAUAGUUUUCGGCCUUGUGAUUGCCCAGGAAGCCCCGAAUCACUGCGACAAAGCUGUUCCAAGCCACUUUCUCCUUACUAGUGAGCUUCUUGGGGAAUUUAUUGCACUCCAGGAUCUUCUUUAUCUGUGGUCCGACGAAGACACCGGCUUUGACCUUUGCCUCAGACAGCUUAGGGAAGAAGUCUUGAAGGUACUUGAAGGCUGCCAACUCCUUAUCUAGAGCUCUGACAAAUUGUUUCAUAAGGCCCAAUUUGAUGUGCAGUGGUGGCAUCAGCACCUUCCGGGGGUCCACCAGUGGCUCCCACUUGACGUUGUUCCUCCCCACAGAGAACUUGGUCCGCUGUGGCCAGCCCCGCCUGUGGUAGUGCGCCUUGGUGUCCCUGCUGUCCCAAAGGCAAAGAUAGCAGGGAAACUUGAUAAAACCGCCUUGGAGACCCAUCAGGAAUGCCACCAUUUUGAAGUCUCCUAUGACCUUGAUGCCAUCUCAGAAAAAUACAGAUAUGUAUCCACUUAGGCAGCUGGAACUAAACUGAACUGGUGGGCUUAAGGCCCCUGUAUUUAUACUACUAUUUAUAUUACUGGAAAGUUCUAGAAAGUUCUAGAAGUUACCCCAAGUUUACUCAGCACUGAAUCUAUCUGGAAUGUUCUGGAAAAUAGGUAAAUUUCAAAAUAUCACUGUCCUGGUCACAAAAGCAAAGUUUGUGGGGAAUAAUAGCCAUUUUCUAUACUUUUGAGGCAUAAGCAAUUAGGAAAUAACACUUACUACCCAGGAACCAAAAAUAAAAUAAAAAUUUGUUACACGGUGUUAUCUAACAAUUAAAUACAAUACAUUUAACUGUUUACUAAUGUUUAUGGUGCUUUUAGCACACCUUUUUAAAAAAAAAAAAAAAUGGUACAGCAAUACACUACCAUAGAGGCAUGACAGUGCUGUAUUUAGGAUAGAUAGAUGCAAUGACUGCUGUAUAAGAAAUCCCUAGUUUAUAAUUGUAGCUAAUUCAAUCAUACACAAAUGGAUUGUACUGUUUCACUCACAAACCCUGAUAAAUAGGCUAACAUUUAGCUUUUUGGGGUCAUUUGAAAAUCUCCAGAAUAUGUAAUAAUUAAUUUUCAUAGAUAUGCAGACAGUGCUAAUUUAAGCCUACUAUAUUUUCCUAAUUUUAAACUAUUGUGGUAACUGUUUUCUGAGUAGUGUUCGUUCGGUUGGAUGUUCAGAUCUAAAAUCAUUGUGUAUAGUAUGGGCCAUGUGCUUGGAACCAGGUUUAUAGUAAAUGCACUCAUGUAUUCUGUAUUCUGUGCUGUGAGUUAGUUUUUUAACUGCUUUUGAGAACAAUAAAUCAGUAAAACAA